AAUAUUCAACAAGUGGUGGAGCACAAAGAACAAGAGAAGUUUCCUGCAGCUGUUUUGGAGAGAGAGGGGAAGAGAGAGUAAGAGAGAGACUAGGAGAGAGGGAGGGAGGUUGUUAGGAAGGAGAAGGAGGGAAAAGAAAAAAAAAAAGAGGCCAACUCAUCUGACAAACUGUGGGCCAAAGAAAGGGGAAGAGCAGGAGCAGCAGUGUCCAGAAGGAGUGGAAAAUCAAAGUUGGAGAAGACAAGGAGAAGUGUAAAGAAAACAAGACGGAGAGAGUGAAGGAGCCUGAGAGUCGGUACAGAAAUCACAUUUGGAAAUAAAAAAGUUUUAGGCUGCCAAACAAAAGAAGAAAGAAGGGGGUUGAAGCAGAGAGGCCCCAACAUUGAGAGAGAGAACAGGAUGUCGACGCUACCAUCAGAAAACAGCAUUGAAGAUGCCAGCAAUCGUAGCUUCUGGAUGCCUGGGAACUAUCAGCCCACUGUGAAGCGAACAGAAGAUGCUUUCCAGGCUUGUAAUGACAUCGUGGCGUGUUUCCAAGAGAGAGCUCGCGUGGAAAGGCAGUACGCCCAACAGCUCAGUGAAUGGAGCACCAAAUGGAAACCAGUGGUGGAUUCCAGUCCUCUUUAUGGAUCUCUUCUGAAGGCUUGGCAGUGUUUUCUCUCCUCAGCUGACCGGUUGGCCUCCUUACACGCCUCCAUCUGUCGCUCCCUGGUGUCGGAGGAUGGAGACCGGGUCAGGACCUGGCAGAAGGAUACCUUCCACAAGAAGUUAUUUGGAGGCUUCAAAGAGUCCCAGGACAUUGAGACAGGCUUUACACGUGCUCAGAAGCCAUGGGCCAAGCGACUUAAAAAGCUAGAUAAAGUUAGGAGGGCAUACCACAAAGUUAGCCGUAAGGAGCAUGCAGCCAGGGAGCGAGAGUUACACGCUCAGGGAAACCCGGACGUCGCCAUUGACAAACAGAAGAAGAUCCAGGAGGAGAGAGAGCUGGUUCAACAGGAGGCAGAGAAAGUUCGUGCCCGCUAUGAGAAAGUCCUUGAGGAGGUGAACCGCUACGUUCCACGCUAUAUGGAGGAAAUGGAGUCCAUUUUUGACCAAUCGCAGGACGAAGAGCGCAAAAGGAUUGUCUUCCUCAAACAGGCCUUACUCUCCAUCCACAAACACCUGGACAUUACCAACAAUGAGAGUGUAAGGGCUGUGUACAAUGAGCUCCACAACACACUGAUGGCCAUCGAUGAGCAUGAGGACCUUCGCUGGUGGAAAAACACCUACGGGCCCGGCAUGCCAACUGACUGGCCUCACUUUCAGGAAUGGAUACCUGAGAAGAAAACCAAAAAAGGGAAGAAAGAAGUAGAAAAGAAAGGCACAAUUGAGAAGAGUGUGAUGAUUGGAGGAGUGAGAGUAAGAGCUCUGUAUGAUUAUGUUGGCCAGGAGACAGAUGAGCUAUCCUUUAAAGCAGGUGAAGAGUUUUUGAAGAUUGAGGAUGAGGAUGAUCAGGGCUGGUGUCGGGGGAUAAAUGAUGGUGGAUGUGAGGGGCUUUAUCCAGCAAACUAUGUGGAGGUGGUGUAGUUGGUGCAAGUAGACUGAAUAUGAAAGAUAUUGUUACAGCACAUGCUUCAUUUUAUCAUGGAUGUCACAAUGUGUAUAACAUCCAAUCAGAAACCAAUGCUGUCAAACACCAAGUAGCUGUUAGCCAAAGGUCUGGUACGUGGUAAGAGUAUGCUAACACUUAUAAGGAUGUUUUAUCAAACAGAGACUUUUAAACUACCCAGGUCGUGUUAUCUCUUGAAGGAUUUUAAGAAAUGUUUUAAUAUAUAUACAGUAUGCAUAGAUCCUUUGUUUUGAAGCCGUAUGAUAACAAUGCUUUAAUGUAUAAAAUUGCUCUUAAGAUACAUUUUAAAACUAGCCAUUUGGUGCUGAAAUUGCAAUACAGGACUGCGAUUUCCUUUGAACUUUUUUUAUUUCUUUGCACAUCAACACAUUGCUAUAGUAAUGCUCACAAAGCCUCAAUAUAUGAAGAAAGUGACGCUAAUACUGUGAUGUUAAUUGAUCGAAAGCAGCAAAGCACACUUUGAGUAACCUGUGUUUCUCUUCUGUUUAUCAGUGUUUAAAGAAACAGUUAAACACUAUUAAUAAUAAUGUUUUUUGAUGAACACACAAUAAAUGUACUUAGUUUCUCUAUGUUUCAGGUACAGGGGGACGCUCUUAGCCUAGCAGCAUCAACACACAUUCCAGGAGCAAUAGUGCAGCCUUAUUCUAUCGUGUUUACUUAAAGUAACUAUAAUCAAUAUAUGUUCCACUUAUGUUAUUACACCCCUUGCUUCUGUGGAACUUUAUUGGAUAAUUCAGGCCUUUGUUUUGGUUUUUCUGCCUGCAACCUUUUGGUUAAGUCUCACCACUCUCAUCAGUGUGGUUUUCAGCUUCAGCAGGCAGCUGCUUUUAGUGAAAAUUGUAAACAGUAUUAAAAAAACGACACCUGUGGAGCUCUGCAUACCAAGGCUCAGGGGGAAGAGUGGGUUAUCUCAGCAUUUGUACCAAUAGCCCUAGCACCUUGCAUGGCAUUUCUAACAACAGCAAGCUGUGAAUGAGGGGCAAAUUGUAAAGCAUUAUACCCAAUAACAUAGAAAACUGACAUAUAAUCGCUGGUUAUUCAUGUUUUUUUUCAAUCCUGAUGGAAAGAGUCUAGGAGUUUCUCCCUGUUUCCAGGACUUAUAAAAGCCAGAAGCCACUAUCUAUGCAUUUAUUUUCGGGACUAACAUCCUCUAAGCAUCAAGAUGCUUAACACAGGAACAUGUCCCAGACAUUGCGCUAUCUCUGCACAGAAUGUUUAGAGAUUAAACUGAUAUUCUCUACUUCAUCAUAUUCUCAGUUUGAUGCCAAACAUUCAUAUUUGUUAGCAUGUAAGACUGUUCCUUAAAGAUAAGUAUAAACAAAUACUUUCUGUUUUUAAUCAUAGGUUGCUACAAUGCAUGUAUAAUGCUUAUCAUGGCAGUCAUCUUUACCAAAGCAAGGAAACAGCUUCCAUAAAUUACUGGGUUUGCCUUCCUCUUGUCUUAGUAUUCGUCAGCAGACUUUCUGUGUAUGAGCUGUGUGAAGUAAAACUAUGCGACUGCCUGUCUUUUGGAAAUAAAUUUGUAAACUGUA
Molecule: messenger RNA, 3141 nt
Organism: Eleginops maclovinus (Patagonian blennie)
Lineage: Eukaryota; Metazoa; Chordata; Actinopteri; Perciformes; Eleginopidae
Product: protein kinase C and casein kinase substrate in neurons protein 3
Exons: 10
Coding region: 400-1566 (388 amino acids)
Biological process (GO): plasma membrane tubulation; regulation of endocytosis; cytoskeleton organization
Cellular component (GO): plasma membrane; cytoplasm; endosome
Molecular function (GO): protein binding; phospholipid binding
Source: RefSeq, a predicted model, not a curated record